Molecule: messenger RNA, 1451 nt
Organism: Monosiga brevicollis MX1
Lineage: Eukaryota; Choanoflagellata; Craspedida; Salpingoecidae
Exons: 15
Coding region: 1-1203 (400 amino acids)
Cellular component (GO): membrane
Molecular function (GO): calcium ion binding; serine-type endopeptidase activity
Source: RefSeq, a predicted model, not a curated record
AUGCGCGCUCGCUUCCCUCAGCGACGGGGGGCGGUGGGGGCUCUGGUGCUCUCUCUCGUGGUCUUGUGUGCCCUGCGGCCCAGCAGCAUAGAAAACGCGGCCAUGGCGAUGCUUGUUCUGACCGACGACCUCGGUUUUGACACAAACAACUCGGGUUACAUCAAUCGCACAGAGCUGACUCAAGCCGCUCAAAAGGUCAAAUUUGCCGGUGUGUCUUCUGACCAUGUGCUCAACGUGCUGGACGACUCGCGCGACGGUCGCGUGAGCUUCCAGGAAUUUGCCGAAGCCACCGUCUACACCACCAACCGUCGGGGGCAAUCCACCGUCUAUGCCAGCGCCCUCAUUCGCCUCGUGGCCAAGUCCUACGUGCGCAAGAACGAUGACGAGUCUGACAGCUAUCUAGCCUCGUACAAGUUUUGGCCGCCGCCGCUCUUUAUGAUUUGCUUUUCCAUUGUUGAGAUUGCCCUCUUUGCUUAUUUUGCUCAGCGUGAAUGCGGCCCCAACGACCAUGACAACGUGGGCUUGGAAUGUCCCCUCAGCUUUAGCAGCGAACUGGCGUUUCGCCCCGGUUGCCGCGAAGAGGUUUGGCGCUUCAUCACCUACAUGCUCGUUCACGCCGGCAUCUCGCACAUCCUCUUCAACGUUCUCCUGCAGGUCCUGCUCUUUGCGUAUCUUGCCUUUUCUCUCUCUCUCUCUCUCUCUCUCUCUCUCUCUCUCUCUCUCUCUCUCUCUCUCUCUCUCUCUCUCUCUCUCUCUCUCUCUCUCUCUCUCUCUCUCUCUCUCUCUCUCUGCUCACUUGCUUCUUCGGUCUUUGACCCGGAGACCAACCUCGUCGGUGCCUCGGCUGGUGUCUACGCCUUGGUUGGCGCCCAUGUUGCCGAUGUCUUUCUCAACUGGUCCGAGAUGCCAUUCCGCUGGCCACGUGCCAUCGUGUUGGGCGUCUUGUUUGUGAUGGACUUUUCCAUCUCCUUGUAUCAGCGCUACGGCACCGAGUCUGGCAGCAACAUUUCCUACACUGGUCAUCUGGCGGGCUUUAUCAUGGGCUGUACGCUUGGGACCCGGAUUCUCAAGAAUUUGCGAAACACCGACUAUGAGGCCAUCGUGGCCUGGGUGGGCAUUGGCAUUGCAACAGUGGGGGUGAUCUUCGCCCUGUUCUGGAACAUUUUCUAUGAUUACAAAACGGAUGGCUGCCCGGCUCCAUAGAGCAGCGCAGGAAGGAUGCCGCCUUUCUCGUUGUUGCUUUGAAUUGGUGUGGUCGUCGUCGUCGUUGUUGUUUUGGUUUUCUUUGACUUGUUUUGACGUUUUCUUCGUACGCCUUGCGGCACGAGAUCAGAUUUGCCCCAAGGUUCGCCCAGUGUAACCGAGAACUGACUUUUCCGCUCAACUGUGUUUGUGUCGUGGCUGCCCAACUGUGUGCCGUUUCGGCCAAGAAUUCUGAUGAAUCAUAAUGA